This is a messenger RNA of Exophiala bonariae, 1677 nucleotides long. RefSeq names its product T-complex protein 1 subunit eta (gene CCT7). The transcript is spliced from 3 exons. Gene Ontology annotation, cellular component: chaperonin-containing T-complex. Lineage: Eukaryota; Fungi; Ascomycota; Eurotiomycetes; Chaetothyriales; Herpotrichiellaceae. The record is from RefSeq and is a predicted model, not a curated record. The coding region runs from base 1 to 1677 and encodes 558 amino acids. Gene Ontology annotation, molecular function: ATP hydrolysis activity; ATP binding; ATP-dependent protein folding chaperone. Gene Ontology annotation, biological process: protein folding.
AUGGCAGCAUUUGGAGGGCAAACGCCCACAAUCAUUGUGUUAAAAGAAGGCACCGAUGCAUCUCAGGGCAAAGGCCAGGUUCUGUCAAACAUCAACGCAUGCCUGGCAGUGCAGAAUACGAUCAAGACCACUCUAGGACCUUAUGGCGGAGAUUUACUACUCGUGGAUGCCAACGGCAGGCAGACCAUUACCAACGAUGGCGCCACUGUCAUGCGCCUGCUCGAUAUCGUCCACCCAGCGGCCCGGAUUCUGACAGACAUUGCACGCUCGCAAGAUGCCGAAGUGGGCGACGGUACGACGAGUGUGGUUGUUCUUGCAGGGGAGAUCCUGAAGGAGAUCAAAGAGCAGGUUGAAUUGGGCGUCAGUACACAGACUAUCAUCAAAGGCUUGAGGAGAGCGUCACAGAUGGCUAUCAAUAAGGUCAAGGAGAUCAGUGUCAGUACGAAUGAAGGGAACAAGACCGAGACCUUGAAGAAGUUGGCUGCCACCGCCAUGAGCAGUAAACUGAUCCAUCGCAAUGCGGGCUUCUUUACAAAAAUGGUCGUCGAUGCCGUCCUCUCACUAGACCAGGACGAUCUAAACGAGAAACUUAUUGGCAUCAAGAAGAUCACAGGUGGCGCACUGGAAGACUCGCUAUUCAUUGACGGUGUGGCGUUCAAGAAGACUUUUUCAUACGCAGGCUUCGAGCAACAACCCAAAUCAUUCAAGAACCCCAAGAUUGUGGCCUUGAAUGUCGAAUUGGAGUUGAAAGCGGAGAAAGAUAACGCAGAGGUGCGGGUGGAGCAGGUUUCAGAGUACCAGGCCAUUGUGGACGCGGAAUGGCAGAUCAUAUACAACAAGAUGGAAGCCCUAUACAAGACCGGUGCCAAGGUUGUGCUCUCACGCUUACCUAUUGGCGAUCUCGCCACACAGUAUUUCGCCGACAGAGAUAUCUUCUGCGCCGGAAGAGUGGCCGCCGAAGAUCUGGAAAGAUUGUGCCAAGCCACAGGUGCUACGAUGCAAUCGACAUGCUCCGACAUCCUACCGUCUCAUCUGGGUACCUGUGGUGUGUUUGAGGAACGUCAAAUCGGUGGUGAAAGAUAUAACCUGUUCAGCGACUGCCCAGAGGCCAAGACAUGUACCUUGGUCCUGAGAGGUGGAGCCGAACAGUUCAUCGCCGAAGUGGAGCGGUCACUACACGACGCGAUCAUGAUUGUCAAGCGGGCUCUGAGAAAUAAUACGAUUGUGGCGGGUGGUGGCGCCACCGAAAUGGAAAUCUCCGGCUACCUGCACCAAUUUGCAGACAAGAAUGUGCCCCAUAAACAGCAAGCAAUUGUCAAAGCAUUCGCAAAAGCAUUGGAGAUCAUUCCCCGACAGCUGUGUGACAAUGCCGGAUUUGAUGCGACAGACAUCCUGAACCGACUGAGGGUGGAACAUCGCAAGGGAAAUACGUGGGCUGGUGUGGAUUUUGACCUCGAAGGAGUUCGCAACAACAUGGAAGCGUUUGUCUGGGAACCGGCUUUGGUGAAGGUGAAUGCCAUUUCUGCCGCAGUGGAAGCGGCGUGUUUGAUUCUGAGUGUGGAUGAGACGAUCAAGAACGAAGAAAGCCAGCAGCCUCAAGCACCCCAAAGAGGUCUUCCCCCUGGAGCAGCACAGCGAGCACUGAGAGGAAGAGGGCGAGGAAUGCCCAGACGGUGA